AUGCAAGACGCACGGGCAAAUGAGGAUGAUGAUACAUCUCCGUUCUUAGUUCGUCUAUUUCACCGAACUGGCAGCUUUCACAGGCCAGAGGAAUUUGCAUCACCAUCUCUACCGUCACAUGUGUCCAUCUACACCUGGUCAACCUGUACACUAUAUGAGCUGGCCCUGGAGCUAGCAGCAGCGAAACCAAGCGCAUUGCCUUCUCCUACUAUUGGCACGAGACUCUCUUUUCAGCUCGUCUGCCCAGAUCUACGUGGCACUAGUACUGUCAACACUGGGCAGCCCAAAUUUGCCGUCAAGGAGCUAGGAAGCAUCGUCAUUGGCGAGGGCUAUCCUGGCGCGGAGAACCCAGAUGAAGCCGACCCCGAUGUCAUGAUGAGAGAUGACAAUGGGAAGGACAAAACACUAGCCGACUGGAGAUUUGUGCGCCACCGUCAAAUGCCAGAAGAGGCUCUAUAUCCAGCGGGCGCGAUAGUCGUGGUGGCACUUUCAGGGGAGGAUUUCCAGGUCGAGACAGCAAUUUUAAUCGCAAUUACGGCCGCCAGAGUAGGCCGCCGAGCUGGAGAGACAACAGAUUCCCGUCUGGUGAUUGGAGGAGAGGAGAGCAGCUACCGGACGGGCCGCCUGGGGGGUCACGAGGCAGAGGACGUUGGUAUUAGGUAG
Messenger RNA from Trichoderma aggressivum f. europaeum, 663 nucleotides. RefSeq lists its product as uncharacterized. The record is from RefSeq and is a predicted model, not a curated record. Bases 1 to 663 code for a protein of 220 amino acids. Gene Ontology annotation, cellular component: nucleus. The transcript has 3 exons. Lineage: Eukaryota; Fungi; Ascomycota; Sordariomycetes; Hypocreales; Hypocreaceae. Gene Ontology annotation, molecular function: transcription factor binding.